AUGGCCAAGCAGAUCUCCAGAUCUGGCCAAGAAAAUCCCAAAGUGGCCUUCAUAUCUGGCCCAAUCGACACUGGCCCAGAUAGUAUCUACUUUCGCACCCACUACAUAAAGCCGAUAGAUGUCGCCAUUGCCGCUGGACAUGAUUUCGUCAUAGGGCCGAUCCUGUCAGGCGUCGACGCGGAUGCCCUUGACUACUUGUUGGACUAUCCUAUCGCGCCAUCACGAAUAACUAUUUUCAUGACAAUUGCCGAGGACAGCGCGUGGGGCAACAUAUUUCGAGCACAGGGGAUUAAUGUGUUUGUUCUUGAAGAUCGACAGGCAACCACGCAGAAUCGCGAUGCAGCUAUGACAGCAGCGACCGAUUAUGAUAUUUUGAGGUGGAGAACGGAGGAAGAGGCCAGGGAAUUUUAUGGAGAGUUGUACCAGCCUGGACGCGUAACUAAUACAGAGAGGAAUUGGAGAAGGAGAAAGGGGCUUUCCUGA
Messenger RNA from Aspergillus nidulans FGSC A4, 483 nucleotides. RefSeq lists its product as uncharacterized. NCBI's taxonomy places the organism in Eukaryota, Fungi, Ascomycota, Eurotiomycetes, Eurotiales, Aspergillaceae. The record is from RefSeq and is a predicted model, not a curated record. The transcript has a single exon. Bases 1 to 483 code for a protein of 160 amino acids.